Messenger RNA from Coregonus clupeaformis (lake whitefish), 3915 nucleotides. RefSeq names its product endosome/lysosome-associated apoptosis and autophagy regulator family member 2. The transcript has 23 exons. Gene Ontology annotation, biological process: positive regulation of BMP signaling pathway. Bases 42 to 3068 code for a protein of 1008 amino acids. Lineage: Eukaryota; Metazoa; Chordata; Actinopteri; Salmoniformes; Salmonidae. The record is from RefSeq and is a predicted model, not a curated record.
UAUCAGACCACCGACGUCACCGUCGAGUCAAACACCGGUAGAUGCAAAUUGCAAACAGACAACCAGAAUCUCAAACCCAUCGGUCGCAGUCUUGGUUUAUCGCUGGUACCGCUCUCCUCCUCUCUCUUCGGCAGGCAUUCGGGGCGAAGGGACCACAUCCAUGCACAGAGACAGACUACUACUAUGAAUAUACAGAGUGUGACAGUACAGGGUCGCGAUGGAGAGUAGCAAUCCCUCAGAGCCAUGGAUCCUGCAUUGGACUGCCCGAGCCUGUACGAGGGACAGAGUGCACAUUUUCCUGUGAGGCGGGGGAGUUUCUGGAGAUGUCUGCUCAGGAGUGUACUCAGUGUGCAGCAGGUACCUACUCUCUGGGUAGCGGCAUUCGCUUUGAUGACUGGGAAACCAUCCCCACCGGGUUCAGCUCCCUAGCAACUUACCUCGACAAUGGUCCCCAUGGAGACGACAGCACUGCCUGCAACAGUUCGUCGUGGUUCCCCCAGGGUAGUUACCUGGAGUCUAACAGAGAUGAGUGUACUGUCUCUCUGAUCUAUGCUGUCCAUCUGAAGAAACCGGGAUCAGUCUCCUUUGACUACCAGUACCCAGACGGUAACCUCUUCUUCGUGUUCUUUGUCCAGAAUGACCAGUGUCAGGAGAUGGACCAGACUGCUGAUAAGAAGUGGCUCAAGCUCACCAGUCACGGGGAGUGGGCCAAACACACUGUGAAUCUGAAUUCUGGCACUAACAUCUUGUACUGGAGGACAGCAGGGGUCCUGAUGGGAGCUAAAGUAGUCAAACCUGUUCUGCUGAAGAACGUCCACAUAGAGGGAGUGGCGUAUGCAUCUGAGUGUUUCCCGUGUAAACCAGGGACGUUCAGUCAAACCCCAGGCUCUUCCUCAUGUCAGCCCUGUCCCAGAGACACCCACUCUGGCCACGGAGCCAGCUCCUGUACCCCCUGCAACACCACCACACUCUAUGCACCGGAGGGGUCAGCUGAGUGCAAAGCGAGACCACCAUGCUCCAAGAAGGAUUACUUUCAGAUCCACACCCCAUGUGACCUUGAGGGCAAGACGCAGGUGACCUACAGGUGGGUGGAGCCUCAGAUCUGUCUGGUGGGCGUGCCCGGGGCUGAAACACUGCCCCCCUCUGGUGACCGUGAGGCCUGCCCCCCCUGCAACCCCGGUUUCUAUAACAAUGACACAGCUACGUGCUCUCCCUGCCCCCCCGGGACAUUCUCUGAUGGGGUCAAAGCAUGUGAGUCGUGUCCUGCUGGUACUGAGCCUGCUGUAGGUUAUCAGUACAAGUGGUGGAACGUCCUUCCAGCAAGCAUGAAGACAUCCUGCUUCAAUGUGGGAAACUCCAAGUGUGACGGCAUGAACGGUUGGGAGGUGGCGGGGGAUCAUAUCCGCAGUGGAGCAGGGGGCUCUGAUAACGACUACCUCAUCCUCAACCUCCAUGUACCUGGUUUCAAGCCUCCUACAUCAGGGACAGAGUUUGGACGUAUCAGCUUUGAGUUUGAGAUGGUGUGUUCAGCUGACUGUGAGCUGUACUUUAUGAUGGAUGUAAACAGGAAGAGUACGAGGGUGGUGGCGUCAUGGGAGGGCAGUAAGGUCAGACAGUCCUACACACACAUCAUGACCAAGAACGCAUCUAUGUCAUACACCUGGGCCUUCCAGAGGACCAACCAGGCCUCUGACGUGCGUCAGAAUGUGAACAACGUGGCACGUAUCUACUCCAUCUCAGUGAGUAAUGCUGUAGACGGUGUGUCGUCAAAGUGUCGGGCCUGUGCCCUCCUCUCCCAGCCCUCCGGCUCGCUGUGUGUGCCCUGCCCUCCAGGACACUACAUACACACACACACCAGCCAGUGCACCGAGUGCCCCCCCAACACACACCUUACCUCACACAGCACCCUGGGGCCAGAGGCCUGCAAACCCUGUGGACCUUCCAGCAAGAGUAACAAGGAGCACAGCAUGUGCUACAGUGACUGUGUGUUCUCCUACUCUGAGAACAACGUGUCUCUGAGUUUUGACUACAGUUCUCUGGGCUCUGUUGGAACGUUAAUGAACGGACCCAGUUUUACCUCCAAAGGAACCAAAUACUACCACAUCUUCAACAUCAGCCUCUGUGGAGGAGAGGGUAGAAGGGCUGUGUGUACAGACAACGUGACUGACCUAUCCAGCGCCGAUUCUCAGAAAGACACAGGGGAACCAGCCAAUGCGGUGGAGACUUUAGUCUGUCAAUCAACCAUUAUCCCCUCCAGUGGGCAGGGCUUCCACACAGCACUAUCCUCUCAGUCCAUCAGCCUAGCAGACACCUUCCUGGGAGCGACAGUGGCCUUGACUCUGGAUGGAGUCAAGGCAAGACCAGACCUGUUCCCACAGACCACCAACAAAGUCCCUGACGUCAACUUCUUCUACCGUUCUCUGGAGGUGACCUCGUCAUGUGAUAAAGGUCGUAAUGUGGUGGUGACGCUUCGCUGUAACCCGGAUAGAAGCACACAAGGAGAACUCACAGUACCCAGUCAGUGUCCGGCGGGGACGUGUGAUGGCUGUACCUUCCACUUCCUGUGGGAGAGCUUGGGGGCGUGUCCUCAGUGCACAUCCACAGACUACCACCAGAUAGAGGGAGCCUGCAAGGGAGGACUACAGGACACUCUGUAUGUGUGGACUGAGCCAAAGCGGUGUGUAGGAGGGGUGUCCCUCCCAGCGAUGAAGAUCUGGCCAUGUGAGAGCAUGGACUUCUUGGUAAAGAUGGGGGCGACUAUAGGAGCCUUCACCGCCGCACUCCUCUUCUCCAUCACCUGCUAUUUCUGGAAGAAGAACAAGAGGCUGGAGUUUAAGUACUCGAAGCUGGUGAUGUCGUCCAAUAAGGAGUGUGAACUGCCGGGGGCGGACAGCUGUGCCGUGAUGGAGGGAGAGGAGAACGAGGGAGAGAUGGAGGACGAGGUGGUCUACUCCAAAAAAACAUCCCUGAUACGCAAACUCAAAGCCAUCGCAUCUAGGGGAAACAGAAGAAGCUAUGAAAAUGUCCAGUUGAACUCCUCACAGUCAAACGGGUUGGUGUGGGGGUGAAGAAAGAUGAAAGAGAACAAGGAGAGAGACCAACCCCCAGAGAGACUUCUUCAACAUAUCUCCCAUGUUGAGGGUUUGAACCCUUAAUACACACACACACACACACCCAGAACAUACAUAGACACAUGCAGAGUACACACACCCAGAAUGCAUGCUCACCGACACAAACACAUGUGAAAGGACAUUAUACCCAUCUGGCCUUAUCCCUGGAAGGGUGUGUAUGGGUGGAUUGCUGGCAUAUGGGCGGUGUGAUUUUUAAAGGGUGUGUAUGGUGGGGUAUAUGUGUGGUGUGUCGGGUCUGCUUAGGUAAAAAAAGAGGACCUUUUAUGUGGGAUGUUUUUUGUGCUGUUUUUUUCCGUCACUCUGUUGUCAGGUAGCUUUGGGGGCCAUGUUGUUUUCCCUCAGGUGAUUUGUCCUCUGAGACCAACCUCACAUCAACCCUUAGGCUCUUUCUCAAUAAUCUGGAUAAGAGGAAAGACAUGGUGUUCCAAAGUGCCCUCUGAAAGGCUGGGUGGGAUUUAUGCAUGUUGGCACGUGUCCAAUCCUUUGAGAUCUACAGAAGUGCACACAUAGCCCUAAAUACCCAACACACACACACACACACACACACACACACACACACACCCUAGUACAGUCUCAUCUUAGUCUGACCUGCACCACCCGUUACCCAUUUGUUCUGUCUGUAGGCUUUGGGUUACCAUGGUGAUGGUGGAGUGUCCUUCAGCCUCUCUUAGUCCAAUCAGGAGUGGUGAUGUUACAUUAUCCAUGUAAUGAUACAAUAUGAUGCUGACUGCCUUUCUGUUAUUUAAAGUGAAAUAAACUAUAUUGUAUUUGUGUACACUUUCAA